Thlaspi arvense is the source of this 2166-nucleotide messenger RNA. The record is from the annotation of a GenBank genome assembly. NCBI's taxonomy places the organism in Eukaryota, Viridiplantae, Streptophyta, Magnoliopsida, Brassicales, Brassicaceae.
UCUCUCUCCUCCCUGCUUCUCUCUCUACCUCCCUCCCCCCAAAACAAUGACCACCAGCGGCGGCGAUGAAGGCUCUAGGGUUUCGAUUCCGGCCGAUCUGCGCCAAACCAUUCAAAACAUCAGAGAGAUUACUGGAAAACAACAUUCCGACGAGGAUAUCUUCUCCGUCUUUAAGGAUUGCUUCAACGAUCCACUUGAGAGCGCACAGAAGCUCCGCUAUCUAGAUACGUUUCAUGAGGUGAAAAGCAAACGGGAGAGAAAGAAAGAGAAUUUAGUGCCAACUACACAAGAAAGGGGCAGGAAUGGUCGGAGGAACUUUGCUUCAAACUAUACUGCUGCCAAUAAUGGAAGAAGUGCAGCUUUGAAAAGGCAGAACGGAGCUAAUCACAGAGUAGGAGGUCCCAGAACUGCUUUGCCUGCUCCUAACAAAGCAACAAACGACAAAAUGAAGGCAUCUCACUCUAUAAUUCCUUCAAGUGUCAGUGUUUCCAUCUCCCCUGUGAACAAGGGACUUACAAAAGAACACCCUCUCUCCAGGUCUACUUCUUCGUCUGAGGGUGUUACUGAGCUGAAGAAGUCUAAAGCAAGUGAAAAUGUACCUGUAUCAGAUUCUGUUGUACAAAACGAUACUCAAUAUGCUGUAAAUGGAACUUCCCAGAGCUCACAGCAAUCAUCUAAGCAAGAUCAGUUGUUGAUUGCCACUUCUAAUUGCAGUAGCCAGCCAGAUCAUGUCACUAGGAGUGAGGCUGCAACCAAUAAAAGCAAUAAUCAAUCGCUUCUCAAGUCAGAUGUUGGUGAACGGCCCCACGUAACAUUUCCUGUCCACCUUCAGGUUGCUAAGAUGCUAGAAAAUGGUCUGACGUUUGGGAGCUUCGAUUCCAAUUUUGUGAAAGAGUCAUGUUCUGACAAUGGCACUAACGGGUGUGAAGAAUCCAAUAUCAAUUCUUCUCAUGGAACAGCAGCCUAUAGUGCAUCAGCUAGGAAAGAUACAUCAACUCUUACUCAAGAUAAGGAUCAUGAGAUUUCAAAUUCAGUAUCUGAGACUGAGCUAGCAUUGCAGUCAGAUCAAACUGUUCACUCUGUAGAAGGUUCUGAAGGAGAUAAACUGAAGGAGGAGUUUUUACCAAUCACAGACACUAAUCAGGCUGCAAAUUGUGAUGCUCCAACAAUCUCUUAUCCUGAACAGAGUUCCAUAGCAGCCUCUCAACAGGCAAUGCACCUUCUAAGACAACAACAAUACCCUCUAAACUUUUUCCCUUACGGUCCCUAUUUUCCACCCGUCUAUAUGCCGCAACCAUACAUUCACCCGUUCUUGAGCCCAACCGGGUUCCAACAGCAGUCUUACUUACCGCCUGGAGAUGCUGCUCCAGGGGAUAAACUCCCUCUGCCUCACAUCAAAUCAGGAAGCAACGUUGGGAACUCUCCACCUACCACAAUCCCAUCGCCAUUUGAUUCAUACGCAGGUGCUUUUAACCACAUCCCAUCAGCAGCCACCGUAAACUCCACCCACAAGGAAGAAAAGGAGGAAAACAUUUACACGACUGUGCCACUGAGUCUAGCCAGCCUCCAGGCCAGUGCCAUGUACAACUUAUCCCUUCAGUGUCAGCCAUUAGCUUUCCCGACCAUGCAGUCCAGGUUCACGGGAAUGUACCAACAUACACAGCCCGUACUGGCGGCUCCAACUAUACCUGCCAUGGCUGAACAACCCACAGGACUCCCACACAUAACUAACCAGUAACCUCAAGCUGCACUGUCGAAUCUGGGCAACAAGUACUAGGCCAAGCAGAGUUUACUAUAAAGAUACAUAUCGGAUUGGUAAGGAGAGAUACUCAAGUCUGGUGUUUUUUUAGAGUUCUUGUGUGUACAUACUUAGGAAACAACACCCCCAAGACGAAACUAGCGUGUGGCAAUUUUACCAAGGGGGACAAGAGAGAGAAUUGGCGCCUUUCUUUUUGUGAGAACCAAACAAUUUCAAGAGGAGAUUGAUGGUGUCUCGUUUGUCUGUAAUUCUUUCGAAUUUUUCCCAAGGGGGACAAGAGAGAAUUAUGGCUCUUUUUGUGAGAACCAAACAAUUUCAAGAAAGUGAUUGAUGUAAUUCAUUCGUAUUUUACAAUACUAUAAACAAGUUAUCACUUUAUUCGAGCAUUUAUACACCAUACUUGACGC